Molecule: messenger RNA, 615 nt
Organism: Hemiscyllium ocellatum (epaulette shark)
Lineage: Eukaryota; Metazoa; Chordata; Chondrichthyes; Orectolobiformes; Hemiscylliidae
Product: neurogenin-3-like
Exons: 1
Coding region: 1-615 (204 amino acids)
Molecular function (GO): protein dimerization activity
Source: RefSeq, a predicted model, not a curated record
AUGUCUCCCAAGACUCGCUGUUCCCUUGUGUUAUUCAGCAGCGAUGCAGAGCAGUAUUACACACUGUCUGAUGAUGAGAGCAGCUCCUUCCAUUCUCCAGGGGCCAUUGUGAGUCCGGAGCAGUUGAGCAGCCGGUUUGGUUCUGGGGAUGAGGUGGGGGAUUCGGUCUCCCAUAGAGGUGCCCUGGGCACCACCACAGUCCGAAGAAAAAAACCCAAGAGCCGGGCCAGGGUUAAAAGUGAAGCAGCAGCCAGCAAGCAGAGGAGAAGCAGACGGAUAAAGGCAAAUGAUCGUGAGAGGAACCGUAUGCACCACCUGAAUGAUGCCCUGGAUGCUUUGCGGGCGGUGCUGCCCAGUUUCCCAGACGAUGCCAAGUUGACCAAGAUCGAGACGCUUCGCUUUGCCCACAAUUACAUCUGGGCACUGACAGAAACGCUACGGCUGGCAGAACAUGGGCGUGGGCAAUGUGCCAGUGGGAUAGCUGCGUCAGAACUGGGCAGCCCCCAGAGCCUCUACUCACCCUCAUCCCCCGACUGCGAUUCCCCACAAUCCCCCCAGAGAGGGCUUAUGUGCUGCCUGCUGGAGUCCAGUGCCCCCUUCAGUGACUUCAUCUGA